UUUUUGUUUAACUUCUUUGUCUAUCUCUUACCUUUUUGUCCUAUUUUUCCCGUAUUACCAAGUUAUAAUUUUACUAUUUUAAUGCUUUUCCUUUUGUUGUCAUACCCUUCUGUUUCUUCAAUUUCUUUUUUUUUCUUUUCCACUUAUAUUUUUCUUUUUAAACAUUUUGCCAAGGAAAGAGAAAAUUUAAAAUUUGCUUACAAGUUUUUUUAUUUUAAAAAUUUUUUAAAUUUUUCAAAUUAAUUUUAAUUUAUUUUUUAGAUUUUUAGUUAAAUUUUUAUUCCCAAAAUGUCCUCUUCCACUUCACAAAUUCCUUCAACAAGUAUAAAACAAGAUAUUUAUGACGAUGAUUUUGAUAUUGUUGAGAAUUAUGAAACUAACAUUUUAAUGGAUUCUCAAGAAAUUGAAGAUAUUGAAAGAGAAAAGGAAGAUGAAGAAGAAGAAAAUAAUGAAGAUGAUGAAGAAUGUGGAGAGGAAGGAGAAGGGGAGGAAGAACAAAAAGUUGUUGGAAGGAAGACGAGAGGGAAAUAUGGAAAGAAGACGGCUAUUCAUCGAGCUGCUGAACGUUCUAUAAUGUCGGCAUUGAAAACUGAUGUUGAUAAUUUGGCUAGACAAUUUUGUUCAAAUAAUACAGAUUUGAGUUUGGCUAGAUUUUCUAAACUUUUUCAAGCUAUGGAUUUUGCUACUAUUUUUCUUGGAAGAUUUACUAAUUCUGAUUUAGUUGAGGUUUGUUGGAGGGGGAUAUUUUGA
Meloidogyne enterolobii is the source of this 750-nucleotide messenger RNA. NCBI's taxonomy places the organism in Eukaryota, Metazoa, Nematoda, Chromadorea, Rhabditida, Meloidogynidae. The record is from the annotation of a GenBank genome assembly.